UUUUCAGAAAGAUAAUCAACCCGUUAGCACUGAAUCGAAACCUGUUCUUCGAUAGAAGUCGGUGAAUAUAGAAGGCAGCCAUAUAGGCAUGUAAACGGAGUUAAAAUAAGAAAUAGACAGACAGAUAAGUAACCCGUUUGAGCUGAAUUUCCAGUUCUUAGAUAUAAAGCAGUCAACACAAUGUAGGAGGCAGAAGUUAAGAUGAUUGACUUUACAGCAAUUGCACUAACAUGAAGCAUGUUCUUAAAUAGAAAGAAAGUUCUUUGAAAACAGACAAAUAUACUAGAUGAACAAAAUACUAAAGAAACCUAAAUGAACAAAAUGAGUGGAAAUCCGAGAAAACGACCAAGAAAUGUCUCAGAUGAUGUUGAUGUCACAAGAUGCAUUAUCUGCCAAAAUGAAACAAAAUAUCCAACAACUGGCACUGAAAGAGGCAGGAUAGCCAUUCAAGAAGCUGCUGAGAUACGAAAGGAUAUAGUUCAUGAUAGACUGCUGAGAUUAGACAAUAACAAUUUUGUUUAUCAUGUCACAUAUUAUUGUUAUUUGUCAUAUACACAUACAAAAUCAUUGCUUAAUUUAUCAAACGAUAGCACGUCUACUAAAACUGACGAUAAUAAUAACGAUACGUCAACUCGAAUACAUCGUUCUGAUGUCAAACCAAGAAGCAAGUCACUUAAAGAGGACAGUCAUUUUAAGACUGUAUGUAUUGUAUGUUGCCAAAUAAGAUAUAAAGGUAAGCAUGACAAAUCAAGGAUUUCAGACAGUUCAAUGGCCAGAAAUUUUCUAAAGGCUACCGUUUCCAUGCAAGAUGAUGUGUUUUUACGCACAUAUGAUUUACAAGAUGAACAUUCAGUGUUUGGCGCAAACUUGUAUUACCAUAAGCUUUGCAUGCUUAAUUACUUUAGACGUUACGAUGAUACGAGGACUACAUUGGAGUUAGGUGAUAACCGGAAUUCACUUAGACAGAGGUUAUUUAGUACAUGUGUCAGUGUCUUGGAAGAAAAAAUACAAUCUAAAAGCACAGUUUCCCUAAGAGGUUUGAGGGACCAUUUGAACAAAUCACUGCCUGCUAAUCAAAUAAAAUUUAGUAACAGACAAUUGAGGAUGAUGAUAUAUGAUCAUUUUGGUGAAGAUAUUUAUAUCACUAGGGGAUCAAGAAUUUACGAAUCUGCCAAGGUAAUAUCAGCACGAAAUGCAACAGCAACUACAGAUGUUGACCCGAAUAAUAUCCUGAAGCAAUGUGCACAAGUUCUUCGUGGUGAAGUCUGAAAAACUGAUUUUGAUCUGUGUGAUAGAUUCUGCGACUCAAAUGAACUUAAAGAUUCUUGGGAAAACACAAAGAUUCCUACAGCAUGGCACAUAUUCUUCGGUACUCUCUUUAAAAUUGACAAACAAACUAAACGAAGACAGGGUUUAAAAUAUAACACAAUAUCUACCGAUGCUGUUAAUGAUAACUGUGGAAACAAUAUUGACAACGACACAUCUAAUGAUUCUGACAUCGGGGAUGAGAAUGAAACACUCGAUAGUGCUAAAGGAAACCAUGAUGACGAUGAUGAUUAUGAUGAUGAGGAGGAGGAGGAUGACAAUGUCGACGCUUAUGUUGAUGAAAAUGAUGAAACCAUUCACGACCAUGUUGUUGUUUUCACUGCCAGUGUAAAAGUGGGGAAUCAGAUGGCUGCUGCAAGAACCUACAUGUACUUCUUUCAGUACCAAUGAUAUUGUAAACUCAACAGCAUCCAACAAUAGUGAUUAUUCGGGGUUGCACGCUAUAAAUUGAAUGUAUCGCAAAUGAUCUUUUGACAGAACUCGUUGUCAAAAUUAAGAUUCAUGUACUACACUUCAUAGUGCAUAUUUUACAUAUAGUUCAUUAAGUUAUGACGAUAAAGUAUUUGAAAUGAACAUAAUGUCAAACAUAUCAAACGUCAUGGUUUUGUUCAUGUAUAGUUUAGUUUGUUUAAACAUGCAAUCUUAACAAGAAUAAUCACGGUAACUGACUCCUUUUUUGCGUAAGUUAUACAUUAUGAUGAUGAAUGAAAUGUUUUUUUUCUUUUUGUUUAUUGUGAUUAUACAAUCAAAUACUUGUUACAAAUUUUACAAAAUUAUCUCCUGUUGCAAUGUGGGAAAAAUAUUUAUAUUAAUAUUGCAUUAGUUAUAUUGAUAAAGGUAUAGUCCUUACAAGAAAGGUGUGUUUCGCUAGCUAUACAAAACCUGAUAAAUUUAUGUCUUAUUACUUAUAGUGAUUGAUAUUAUUGUCUUAUUACUUAUUGCGAUUACAUUGUGAUAAUUAUACAGUCAUAUACAUAUAUCUGUCCUCUGUUGCAAUCUUAAUAUACAUAGUUAAUUAUGUAAACAUUACAUUAUUUAUAAAGAUUAAGGUAUAGUCUAAAAUAAGACGACCGACUGUUGGUGACUCAAGUUAUAUUUCUUCUUUGUGAUGUGAUUAUUAAGAAUGUAAAAAAUAUAAUGCUAUAUAUUUAUAUAUUUGACUGACUCUGUUACCUCAUGUUCUUCACAUAUUCAAUGCAAAUUUGUAGUACAUGCACAUUUGAUUAUAUGUUAAUUUUACAUUGAUUAUAGCUUGAAAGCAA
Dreissena polymorpha is the source of this 2588-nucleotide messenger RNA. RefSeq lists its product as uncharacterized. The record is from RefSeq and is a predicted model, not a curated record. Lineage: Eukaryota; Metazoa; Mollusca; Bivalvia; Myida; Dreissenidae. The coding region runs from base 313 to 1269 and encodes 318 amino acids. The transcript has 4 exons.